Messenger RNA from Neltuma alba, 1849 nucleotides. RefSeq names its product beta-glucosidase 46-like. Lineage: Eukaryota; Viridiplantae; Streptophyta; Magnoliopsida; Fabales; Fabaceae. Gene Ontology annotation, biological process: carbohydrate metabolic process. The coding region runs from base 44 to 1699 and encodes 551 amino acids. Gene Ontology annotation, molecular function: beta-glucosidase activity. The transcript is spliced from 12 exons. The record is from RefSeq and is a predicted model, not a curated record.
UGUGCACCUACCAAGAAGACGAAGAAGAAGAAGAAGGGUCUUAAUGGGGAUCUGGAAAAUGUGGGAGAGAAGAGUGUUUGUGGUGAUGAUAGUAUUAGUUUCUCAGCUUUCAUCAAAUGACCAUUUUGCAAUAUUGGCUCUUCCCACUCUUCCUUCUUCUUCUUUGCCCACCAACUUUCUCUUUGGCACUGCUUCUUCUUCUUACCAGUAUGAGGGAGCAUACUUGAGUGAUGGCAAGGGACUGAGCAACUGGGAUGUCUUCUCUCACACACCAGGCAAAAUAAUUGAUGCCAGCAAUGGGGAUGUUGCGGUUGACCACUAUCAUCGCUGCCUGGAAGAUAUUGAGCUGAUGGAUGCAAUCAAAGUCAACAGCUAUCGAUUCUCUAUCUCUUGGGCAAGAAUUUUACCAAAAGGGAGAUUCGGAGAGAUCAACUUGGCUGGCAUCGAAUUCUACAACAGACUAAUAGAUGCUCUUCUGCUCAAAGGAAUCCAACCCUUUGUGACUCUCACUCACUUUGACAUACCUCAAGAACUGGAGGACAAGUAUGGAGGUUGGCUUAGUCCCCAAUCACAGGAAGAUUUUGCAUUUUAUGCAGAAGUUUGUUUCAAAUGGUUCGGAGACAGAGUAAAGUAUUGGACUACCUUCAAUGAGCCAAAUGUGCAAGUGACAUAUGGUUAUCGAAAAGGAGAGUUUCCCCCAAGUCGAUGUUCUAAACCAUUUGGGGAUUGCAUUGAAGGAGACUCAGAAUCUGAGCCCUUCAUGGCAGCCCAUAACAUUAUCCUCUCCCAUGCUGCUGCUGUUGAAAUCUAUAGAACCAAGUACCAGAGAGAACAAAAGGGGAGAAUUGGCAUAGUCUUACAAGCUAUAUGGUAUGAACCUAUCAGCAAUUCUACAGCAGACAAAAUGGCUAGUGAAAGAGCACUAUCAUUCUCUUUAAAUUGGUUCUUGGACCCCAUCAUCUUUGGAAAGUACCCCACUGAGAUGCAGAAGAUUCUAGGGACCAUAUUGCCCAAAUUUUCCACCAUUGAAAUGGUGAAACUCCAAAAAGGAUUGGACUUUAUUGGCAUCAAUUACUAUUCCAGUUACUAUGUCCAAGACUGCAUUUACUCAAAAUGUGAAUCAGGAGAAGGGAUCACCAGAACAGAGGGGUUAUACCUGAGAAGUAAAGAGAAAAAUGGUGUGCCCAUUGGAGAACCUACCCCAAUUGGUUGGUGUGUUUACCCACAAGGCAUGGAAAAAGUGAUCACUCAUGUAAAAGACAGAUACAACAAUAUUCCAAUGUUCAUUACAGAAAAUGGGUAUGGUGAGACGGAUAAUCCAAAUGCCACCUUGGAAGAACAUAUUAGUGACGUUCAAAGAAUGAAGUACAUGGAAAGUCACUUGAAUACCCUGCUAUCAGCAAUAAGGAAAGGAGCUGAUGUGAGAGGGUAUUUUGCCUGGUCGUUGCUUGAUAACUUUGAGUGGGCAUAUGGAUAUACAAGAAGAUUUGGUCUAUACUAUGUUGAUUAUUCUACUCUGAAUAGAACUCAGAAACUAUCAGCAAGUUGGUAUAAGCAAUUCAUCACAAGGCAUAAAACAGAGGCUUUGAGGCCAAAACAUGAGAAGAAGCAGGAAAACCAGCACAGACAAUUCAACACAAAUGCCAAAGUUAAAUCGUUUAUACCAAACACCAAUCAGAUUCUCUUCAAUAAUUUGUGACUUUUGCUCAGUACUUCCAUCUCAAAGCAGAAUCCAUGAACUUCAGUUUCUCUCCAUAAACUUGUAUUUAAAUUCUGGAAUCGCCUCUGCUCCGUCUAUUUAAUUCUGAAGUAAUUUAUACUACAAGGUACAGAAGCGUAUGAUACUACA